This is a messenger RNA of Tripterygium wilfordii, 2996 nucleotides long. Its product is annotated as pentatricopeptide repeat-containing protein At5g50280, chloroplastic. The coding region runs from base 217 to 2355 and encodes 712 amino acids. The transcript has 3 exons. NCBI's taxonomy places the organism in Eukaryota, Viridiplantae, Streptophyta, Magnoliopsida, Celastrales, Celastraceae. The record is from RefSeq and is a predicted model, not a curated record. Gene Ontology annotation, molecular function: protein binding.
CCUGCACACAAGGACAACUCUUUCUCUGUCGGAUCAUGCAGAACGGGCUCAAAAAUCCAAAAUCAGAGUCUUGGCCCAAGAGUCUUGGGUUUCUCUCUUAGCCCAAAAAGUAGCAACGCAGGCCCAGCUGAUAAAGCCACGCACAGUCUCUCUUCGACAACUGACAACUCCAACAGCUAUACAAGUAAAGAGGGCAAGCAAUCUAAUCCAAAAGCCAUGGCGACACUGGCGCGGUUGCCUUCUUCUCUUCCUUUCAUUCAGAUACAUCGCCCAUCGUACUAUCCUUCCAAACGGAUACUUCCGGUGCCAUCCGGACCACUAAGGAUUGUCAGCCUCUCUUCCACUCCACCUGGUUCUGUUCCUCAAGCCAUUUUUCUUCACUUGCUCGAAGAACAAGAAGAAGACGGAGAAGAAGAAGAACAAUCGUCACAAUCUCACAACCAAGAAGAAGAGGUGGAUACGAGUGACCCAAUUGUAAGCUUCUUGAAAUCCCGUACUUCGACCCCAGACCCACCUCGCGAAGGUAAAUUCUCUCUCCAAAAAAACCGGCGCACCUCAUGGCGUCUCGCUCCUGAGUUGGGAAAUGAACCUGAACCCGAAACCAAACCUGAAGCAGCCCUCGAACCGUUUGACGAAGCAGAGGAAGGAGAGAAGUCACGAAUUUCAUCUGCGAAUGUUAUUAAGCCUGAUGGGGUUGUAGGAGAAAUUGUGGGCAUUGCAAGGAAUUUACCGGAGAAUUCAACUUUGGGAGAGCUACUAGAAGAUUUUGAAGGGAGGAUUGAUGCAAAAGAGUGCGUGGAAGUGCUGGAUUGUAUGGGCAAGGAGGGUCUGUAUAAAGGUUGCUUGUAUUUUUAUGAGUGGAUGAGACUGCAGGAGCCCUCACUGGUUACACCCCGUGCCUGUUCGGUCUUGUUUCCUUUGUUGGGGAGAGUGGGAAUGGGUAACAUGCUGAUGGUUUUGUUUAUGAAUUUGCCUAAAGAGAAAAAGUUCAGGGAUGUUCAUAUUUAUAAUGGGGCAAUUUCUGGGCUUAUGCACUGUGGAAGGUAUGAUGAUGCCUGGAAGGUGUACGAGGUAAUGGAGACAAAUAAUAUCCGUCCUGAUCACAUCACAUGUUCAUUGAUGAUAACAAUCAUGAGGAAAAGUGGUCGCAGUGCAAAGGAGGCGUAUGAAUUCUUUGAGAGAAUGAAUAGGAAAGGAGUCGAAUGGAGUCAAGAAGGGCUAGGUGCUCUAAUAAAAUCGUUCUGUGAUGAGGGACUGAAGAAUGAAGCCCUUAUCAUUCAAUCAGAAAUGGAGAGGAAGGGAAUUCGUCCAAAUGCCAUUAUAUAUAACACAUUAAUGGAUGCAUACUGUAAAUCCAAUCAUAUUGAAGAAGCUGAAGGCCUCUUUGCUGAGAUGAAAACAAAAGGUCUCAAGCCUACAAAUGCAACUUUUAACAUUCUUAUGGAUGCAUACAGCAAAAGAAUGCAACCUGAUAUCGUAGAGAGACUACUGAAAGAAAUACAGGAUCUGGGGUUGGAACCAAAUGCCAAAUCCUACACGUGUCUGAUUAGUGCAUAUGGGAGGCAGAAGGAGAUGAGUGACAUGGCUGCAGACGUAUUCUUGAGGAUGAAGAGAGUUGGUAUAAAACCAACUUCACAUUCAUAUACAGCUCUGAUUCAUGCUUAUUCAGUUGGUGGCUGGCAUGAGAAAGCGUAUAUUACAUUUGAGAAUAUGCUUAGGGAACAAAUCAAGCCCUCCAUAGAGACCUAUACUGCUCUGUUAGAUGCAUUUAGGCGUGCUGGUGACACAAAAAAAUUGAUGCAAAUAUGGAAAUUGAUGAUCCAUCAAAAAGUUGAGGGGACACGGGUGACCUUUAACAUUCUUGUGGAUGGUUUUGCUAAACAGGGUCACUACAUUGAGGCAAGGGAUGUGAUAUCGGAAUUUGGGAAGAUUGGUUUGCAACCAACAGUAAUGACAUAUAACAUGCUGAUGAAUGCAUAUGCAAGGGGAGGGCAACAUGAAAAGUUGCCGCAGCUGUUGAAAGAGAUGGCAACUCUUAAUCUAAAGCCCGAUUCUGUUACCUUUUCAACUAUGAUUUAUGCUUACGUUCGUGUUCGAGAUUUCAAGAGGGCAUUUAUUUAUCACAAAAUGAUGGUGAAGACUGGCCAAGUGCCAGAUGUCAAGUCUUAUGAGAAGCUUAGGGCGAUUUUGGAUGUAAAAGCUGCUAAGGGAAACAAGAAGGAUAGGAGUGCCAUUCUCGGUAUCGUUAAUAGCAAAAUGGGUUUACUGAAAGCUAAGAAAAAGAGAAAGAAAGAUGAAUUCUGGAAAAACAGGAAGAACCGUCCAAGAAUUCGAAAUGUCGCUCGUGAAUCGUGAUGGGAAGUAACAGAAAUAUUCGAAGCUCAUUAAAGUUUGGUUGGCCUGUGUUGACAAGAUGAUUCCUAUGAGUCAAGAUUAGAUGUAUGCUCCAAGAAGCAAACACGUGUUUGCAUGAUAGAGGGCUUAACAAAAUGUUGGCCUUUGUAUUUCAAGCAAGUAGAUGAGCUGCAGCGGACAUGCUGGGGGUCUGGGGCUUCCAGCGGCUGACAAGUCAGCAUCUCUGCUUUGUUUAUCACUCUUUCAUGCCAGCAGUCUGAAGCUUUUAAUACGUGCAAAUGGUGCAAUAUGCUAUCUGAGGAUGUUGCAUUGGUGACCAUGGAGAAUACCGUACAGGUGGCCUGGAGGAUGUUUACAAGUUAGCUUCACCAACAGUUUCGGGGCAAAUACAGAAUGCAGAUUUGGUAGGGUACUUGAAGAACCAGCAUUUAUGCAAUAUGUAGCUAAUGGAACCAGAACCGGAACCAGAACCACAGUUCACCACUUAGGCUCACCGGAGUCAUCUCAAUUUUGAUGCUGCCAACUCUUUGUUGCCAUGGGUAGGCUGCCAAGUUAUUAACAUUUAUGCAGAACUGUAAAAUUUGUAUUAAUGACUUGAUGAUAUUCAAGAGCAGACGAAAGAGAAGACUUUCUGUGCACAA